Molecule: messenger RNA, 1579 nt
Organism: Somion occarium
Lineage: Eukaryota; Fungi; Basidiomycota; Agaricomycetes; Polyporales; Cerrenaceae
Source: the annotation of a GenBank genome assembly
CGCUCAUCCAGAUCCAGCACUUUCUCUCCAGCACCUCUUCGUCAUGUUUCCGGGCUCCUCCCUCAUCGCGACCCUCACUCUUGCUAUUGCAGCAGCAGCGGGUCCAUUGAUUCAGGUUCGCGACACACCCAUCACCCUCUCAAUCGCAAAGCGUUUCAACUUCACUGGCUCCGCUUCCCUGUUGGAGCGCGACCAGGCUCGCGUGAAGGGACUUCGGCGGUUGGCUCAAGCCAAGACCAGCGGGAAGUUGAACGAAGAUGCGGUUAUCUCUACCCCUGCGACUAACCAGGCUGUUGGCUAUGUAGUCAAUGUUGACGUUGGGUCACCAGCUACCACCUACGAGCUCUUGGUCGACACCGGUAGCUCGAAUACCUGGGUUGGUGCUGGCAAGGUAUACGUUCGCACUGGUACUUCCACCCAAACAAAUGACCGUGUUUCUGUAACAUACGGCUCAGGGUCUUUCUCUGGAACGGAGUUCACCGACACGGUGUCGCUUGGUAGUAGUCUGACAAUCCAACGUCAAUCUAUCGGUGUUGCCUCCCGAUCACAGGGUUUCAAUGGCGUCGAUGGUAUCCUUGGUAUUGGUCCUGUUGAUCUGACCACCGGCACCCUUUCACCUGAUACUAGCAGCACGGUCCCUACCGUCACCGACAACCUGUUCUCUCAAGGUGUAAUCACUUCGAACUUGGUGGCUGUAUCGUUCGAGCCAACGACAUCCCUCUCGUCUACAAAUGGCGAGUUAACCUUCGGUGGUACCGAUUCUUCGAAGUUCACUGGUUCUAUCUCCUUCGCUCCAAUCACCAACACAUUCCCCGCUUCUGACUUCUGGGGUAUCGACCAGACCAUCCUCUAUGGUGAAUCUGAAUAUAUCCUGAGCAGCAGCACCGGUAUCGUUGAUACUGGUACCACUCUCACUUUGCUCGCUUCUGACGGAUUCGAACGGUACCAAAUCGCGACUGGAGCGGUCCUCGAUGAUGACGCCACCGGUUUGCUCCGUCUUACGCCCGCACAGUUCGCCAAUCUUCAAAGCUUGUUCUUCACCGUCAAUGGUGCAACUUUCGAGCUUACUGCCAAUGCUCAGGCGUGGCCUCGUUCUCUCAAUACUGCCAUUGGCGGAGAUUCCGACAGCAUAUAUCUUAUUGUUGGAGACCUUGGUACCAAUUCGGGUGAAGGUCUCGACUUCGUCAACGGUUUGACCUUCCUCGAGCGCUUUUACUCCGUCUUCGAUACCGCCAACCGCCGCGUUGGCCUUGCCACCACUUCUUUCACUCAUGCAACCACGAACUGAGGGAUCGACUGCCAUGAUGUGGAAUCAAACGAGGCGAUCUUGGUCUAUUCUAUUGCUGAGUUGUUGUGACGGAUAGUGUUUUACUUUGCCAUCUUCUGCUUGACUGAAUAUCCCACAAUCAUUACUGACACAUUCGUUCUUUGCUAUUACUGACACACUCCUUGCUGUUGAAAUACUUACACAUUUUUAAUACACUUGACUCAGAGUCCCUCAUUGGUGCUCAGCUUCAGAUAUCACUGUGUCUCAGAUCACCGAAGCACCUGAAAGGCGGGCCGACCUUAUUAGAUACUU